AUGUCGAGCGACCAGCAGGCCGCACUCUCUGCCUACCGCAGCAAGCUCCUUCAGCACCGCGAGCUUUCGUCCCGUGUGCGUGAGCUGCGGGCGCAGGUGAAGCAGCAGCAGAAGGACUACGACAAGUCUGAGGAUGACCUUACGGCGCUGCAGUCUAUCGGGCAGAUCAUUGGCGAGGUGAUCCGGCAUCUGGACGGUGACCGGUUCAUUGUCAAGGCCUCGUCCGGCCCGCGUUACGUGGUGGGGGUGCGGACCAAGCUCGACAAGGCGAAGCUUGUGCCGUCGACGCGCGUGGCGCUGGACAUGACGACGCUGACGAUCAUGCGGAUUCUUCCGCGCGAAGUGGAUCCGCUGGUGUUCAACAUGGUGUCUGAGGACCCGGGCGACGUGUCGUACUCGUCGAUUGGCGGGCUCGCCGAGCAGAUCCGCGAGCUCCGCGAGGUUGUAGAGCUCCCGCUCAUCAACCCGGAGCUCUUCCUCCGCGUGGGCAUCAAGCCGCCAAAGGGCACGCUGCUCGCGCGUGCGGUGGCGGCGCAGAUGAACUGCUCGUUCCUCAAGGUCGUCUCAUCGGCCAUUGUGGACAAGUACAUCGGCGAGUCUGCACGGGUCAUUCGCGAGAUGUUUGCGUGGGCCAAGACCAACGCUCCGUGCAUUGUGUUCAUGGACGAGAUCGAUGCCAUCGGCGGCAAGCGGUUUAACCAAGGCACGUCUGCCGACCGUGAGAUCCAGCGGACGCUCAUGGAGCUGCUCAACUGCAUGGACGGGUUCGACACGCUCGACGGCGUCAAGAUUGUCAUGGCCACAAAUCGGCCCGACGUCCUCGACCCGGCCCUCCUCCGCCCGGGCCGCCUCGAUCGCAAGGUCGAGAUCCCGCUGCCUAACGAGGAGGCCCGCCGCGACAUCCUCACCAUCCACUCGGCAAAGAUCGUCAAGAUGGGCGAGCUCAACUUUGACUCGGCCGUCCGCCUCUCCGACGGCUUCAACGGCGCCGAUCUCCGCAACGUGUGCACAGAGGCCGGCCUCUUUGCGCUCCGCGAUGACCGCGCCUACGUUACCGAGGGCGACUUCAUGAAGGCCGUCCGUAAGAUCCGUGAGGCCAAGAAGCUCGAGACCAAGCUGGAUUACGGCAAGGUGUAA
This is a messenger RNA of Thecamonas trahens ATCC 50062, 1137 nucleotides long. RefSeq names its product 26S protease regulatory subunit 10B. Gene Ontology annotation, biological process: positive regulation of RNA polymerase II transcription preinitiation complex assembly. Gene Ontology annotation, molecular function: proteasome-activating activity; ATP binding; ATP hydrolysis activity. The transcript is spliced from 3 exons. Gene Ontology annotation, cellular component: cytosolic proteasome complex; proteasome regulatory particle, base subcomplex. Bases 1 to 1137 code for a protein of 378 amino acids. Lineage: Eukaryota; Apusomonadida; Apusomonadidae. The record is from RefSeq and is a predicted model, not a curated record.